AUGAAAUUCUCAAAAGAUGUUAGUUCUUCUCGACGUAAAAGUCGAAAAGCACAUUUUUCUGCUCCUUCCUCAGUCCGCAGAAAAAUCAUGAGCUCCUCAUUGACCAAGGAACUUAGGGAGAAGUACAAUACUCGAUCUAUUCCUAUUCGAAAAGAUGAUGAAGUUCGUAUCGUACGUGGUCAUUUCAAAGGUCGUGAAGGAAAAGUAAUUCAAGUUUAUCGUAAGAGAUGGGUUAUUCAUAUUGAACGCAUCAACAAAGAAAAAAUAAACGGUACUACUGUUCCGAUUGGCAUCCACCCAUCAAAUGUUGUGAUAGUUAAGCCAAAGAUUGAUAAGGACAGGAGAGAAUUGCUGGAACGAAAAAAUCGAGCUGCUGACAAAAAAGGUAAAGGUAAAGCAGAAACUGCUAUGAUAGAUACUAAUUAA
Messenger RNA from Funneliformis caledonium, 426 nucleotides. The record is from the annotation of a GenBank genome assembly. NCBI's taxonomy places the organism in Eukaryota, Fungi, Glomeromycota, Glomeromycetes, Glomerales, Glomeraceae.